GGAACGAAAGAAAGAUGGCGGAUGAGGGCGAACUGUCCGCGCUGGUGUGCGAUAACGGGUCGGGGAUGGUGAAAGCCGGGUUCGCGGGCGACGACCAAGCAGACUGGUGGAAAUUCAGGGGCGACGACCAAGCAGACCGGUGGAAAUUCAGGGCGUGUACGCACUUGAACACGCUGCUCCUGUUAUUGUUGGGAUAUUUGGCUUUUCACAGGCCUCAAUUUAUUUUAGGACUCGGCCACAGGACUCGCGCCAAGACAGUCAGAUUUGCAAUAGUGACAGCGUGCUCAUCGAACCACGCCGCUGAAAAUCUCGAUAUGCUGCGCUCUCUAGCAGACAGCCGGUAUGGUGGGAUAGUUUCUGUAUACUACAUGCACAAGGUUGACGCGUUGGAUAUGGCGCAUGCGGAGUUCAGGUUAUUGCAAAAGUACAAGCUACAAUUGAAAAAAGUAAAGGCGCAGAUCAAGUUGCAGACGUUAGUGAUAGAAGAGCAAGAGCGUUUAGACACGUACUGUUUUAAACCACGUGUAGUGCAGAUGUUUUUACGUGUGUUUGACGACCUGGAUGCUUUCAUGUGGGCAGAUUCUUCAACACGUUUCCUUGGAAACCCGGAAACGUGGGUGUCUCACGUGCUCGAAGAUGGUGUGGGAUUCGCCGGUCGUUUGGGUGCUUUGGGUAUGGGGGUGAACACACACCCCGCCACUUAUGCUUAUCUGAACGUCGACCGUACGAAAUUCAAAAACUUUACGGAGAUAGCUGCCACAUAUUGGAUAGCGAACCUCCAGUCGGAUGUUUACAAGACAGUUCUCGCGCCUUGGAUAGCAUGCGGCGUGCAUAACUGUCUUUCUUGCAUGGCACCUCCAGGAUCCAGUCGUAAGCUGACGAAACCACGCAAAGGCCCACCUUCAACAGAAUAUAUUGUGCACCGAUACGAUCAGUCUGUACUUAGCAUUCUUUUGUAUGAGUGGGAUUGGCAGUCCGCAGGAAACAUCCAAAUAGGAAACCUCAAGUAUAUAGAUGUGCAAAAAGUUUCUGGUUCUAAAACGCCACUGCGCUGAUGGGCAAUUAAUUGACACUUCUUUGGCACAUGUCCUACGAAAGUUGAUACGCCAGUGCUUGUGACGUGGCCCAUGGGUUUUCAUGUGUUAAUAUACUUUGUAUUCGAGACCAUUGUCCGAAGUUGUAUCUAGGUCACAAACGCGCUAUUCCAUGCGGUAUCCCAGUGUAAUCACGCGAGUAGUUCGUUUGUA
Molecule: messenger RNA, 1247 nt
Organism: Ostreococcus lucimarinus CCE9901
Lineage: Eukaryota; Viridiplantae; Chlorophyta; Mamiellophyceae; Mamiellales; Bathycoccaceae
Exons: 1
Coding region: 15-1055 (346 amino acids)
Source: RefSeq, a predicted model, not a curated record